GGAGGGGACGCAGCAGCCUGCGAGGGGCCUGGCCAUCCAGCGUUGGGGAACAAGACUGCAGGCCGGGCAGGAACUCAUCUGCUCCCGCCAUGGGGGUGACGGUGGAGGCGCACACAGUUUACAGAUACCCCUUCGAGUAUGUGGUGGCGAGCUAUCUCCGAAAGUAUCCCAGUCCUAUGGAGAAGCAUGUCACAGCUGUAAAAACAGUAGAAGAGAAAACAGAUUUGUCCUCAGGGAUUAUAUACCGGAGAAGAAUUGCAACAUGCCAGAAUGUAAUUCCACAGAUUUUAAGAAAGCUCAGCGUCCUAAAAGUUUCUGAUGUCUACUUAGAAGAGGAAUCUUGGCUUAAUGUGCAAGAAAGAAUUAUGUCUAUGAAGACUCGUUGCCUUACCUGGACCCAGUAUGCCUCUCUAAAAGAGGAGUCAGUCUUCAGAGAAAGCUUGGAGAAUCCAAACUGGGCAUUACAAUCAUGGAGUUGCUUCUCCAAGAACAGUUUGGGAGUCCGUUUUUGUAAUGAGCAAAAAGAGGUGAUAUCACAAAGCUUGAACCAUGUCAAUAUGUCCUUAUUCUUGAAGAAGUUUCUUGACACUCUUUGGGUUAUCAUUUUAAUGAAGGAAUGAGCAGGGAGCAAAAAGAUAAUGGCCUACACGCUAUUCAAGAAAUAUAAUGAAAUGGGGUUCUUCAAAAAUCUAUGCCUAGGAGUGAUCAUGGCAUACAUUUGCCCUUGAGUUUUAAACUAUGCAUUCAGAGGAAAUAAGAAAUGAAGAACUAACCCUCAAACUUGUGCUUCUGUGGAGAUGCAGUCAGCCCAGAGGAACUGCUGGGCAAGAGAGACAUUUUAUUGAUUAUGCCCUGUGACUUUUUAUCACGACAAGCUGCCAUGUGUACAUUAUUUUCUUUACUCAAAAUGCUGGAUUUGUUGAGUUUUUUUGCCAAAACUGUGCAUCAGAUUCCACAACGAUUAUACUUGUCUCUCAGGUGUGGCAAUAUAUCCCUCUAAAAUGUGCAUAACUAAAACAUUGCCAGUUUUCGAAGUCUGCAGAGGCUUGACGCCAUAAGUCUAAAAAUGCUAACGCCAUUCCAACCUUGCUUGAGUUUCACUCAUUUAAGUCCACUGAAGUUAACGGGCUUAGAAAUGUGUGGCCCUGCUUAGGACAGGGCUCUUAAUGGAUGAUGAAUUCCAAUAGUGAUAGUUUUUAGAUGGUAGCCUUGUGUUGUUUUUUUUAUUCAGCGGUGGUAAGUUUAACAGGUAGGUUUUAAAGGACACUCAAAAUAAACAUCCCUCAGAGUAAUUCCUAUGUUUACUGACUUUUGUGAUCAGAAGAUCAUGGCCAUUCCUCUUCCUCCUCUUUUAUAGUUCUGCUGCUCUUUCAAAAGGUUUAUCAGUUAUUUGGUUACAGAAAACCUUCUGUCUUUCCUGAAUAUCCUUCUUUGAAAGUAAAGCAGAUCUGGCCAAAGUCUUAAACUUUACUAUAACAUUUUGUAUAGAUGGAUCUGAUGAGUGUAUCACACUGCUAAUAAUAAAUAUCUGCAUUUGUAAAAAAAAUUCUGCUGUAUUGGGAUCAAUUUUGUUGAUACCGUAAGUACAAGCGUUGGAAGGAAUAGUUAAUAUCUCACUGAACUGGCAUGUUCUCUGCAUUGGAUAGGUACUGUAAACAUGCCACAGUUUGUUGGAUGAUGCUUAAGUAAACACCCAGUAUGAAUAUCUUAGAAAUGUUUAAGUCUUGGCUAAAUAAAAAAAAUGUUCAGGAGUAGCAGGAAGGAUGCUGUUUUGUCAUAAAUAAUAAAAUCAUGUCCUUUUCAA
Heteronotia binoei (common prickly gecko) is the source of this 1804-nucleotide messenger RNA. It is a transcript of the gene PRELID2, whose product is annotated as PRELI domain containing 2. Gene Ontology annotation, molecular function: phosphatidic acid transfer activity. The coding region runs from base 90 to 620 and encodes 176 amino acids. Gene Ontology annotation, cellular component: mitochondrial intermembrane space. The record is from RefSeq and is a predicted model, not a curated record. Gene Ontology annotation, biological process: phospholipid transport. The transcript is spliced from 6 exons. Lineage: Eukaryota; Metazoa; Chordata; Lepidosauria; Squamata; Gekkonidae.